This is a messenger RNA of Achroia grisella, 1774 nucleotides long. Its product is annotated as phosphatidylinositol N-acetylglucosaminyltransferase subunit H-like. The record is from RefSeq and is a predicted model, not a curated record. Gene Ontology annotation, cellular component: glycosylphosphatidylinositol-N-acetylglucosaminyltransferase (GPI-GnT) complex. Lineage: Eukaryota; Metazoa; Arthropoda; Insecta; Lepidoptera; Pyralidae. The transcript has 4 exons. Bases 345 to 953 code for a protein of 202 amino acids. Gene Ontology annotation, biological process: GPI anchor biosynthetic process.
ACAAUGCAGUUUUAUUAUUAUGAAUAUAUGUGUUGGUAUGGAGUAAAUCUUGUACUAACAGUGUUUUUAGAGCAAUUGUUUCUUAAUUAUCGGAAACAUAAUAUCAAUGCCAAAAUAUCGACAUUUUACACUGAAUAUCGAUAUUUUGCAACACUGACGAACAUUGAAAUUAUUGAUAAACAUCUAUUCUAUUGCUAAACAAAAAAUAGUAAUGAAAAAUUUAGACAUAAUUUAAUUUAUUACUUUCUUUUAAAGAAACAACCUUUAUAGUAGUUUUCCUUUACAUAAUAUAUCACAAAGAUCGGAUACAUUGGUAGAGCAGUGAUAAUUAAACUAACCUAAAAAUGGGCGGAAACGACAAAAUAAUAGAACAUGAAAACGUUAACGGCGUUGGCUUACUUCUAAAAGUGGGCAAAAGCAGCGGUUCACCAACUUCCCGUCAUUUUACUAUAUCAUUUAGGAAUAAAGAGAAUAGAAAAACCUGGCCUAAGCUUUCCCUGGUCUUUGCAAUAUUGAUAAAUAUAAUGGCGCUAUUUUAUGUACAUAUUAGUAUUACAGCAAUUUUAAUCAUAAUAAUUGUGCUAUCAUUCCUAGUAUUCUUUUGGAUAACACACAGCGUUCAGAGUGAGAGUCUAUUAAUUAUACCUACAGUGGGUAUACAGAGUACAGUGAAAUAUGUAUUUGGCAGAGAAGAAAAUUUUGUUCCAUGGAGUAGUGUAGAUGAUGUUAUUAUUAAUGAAGUUAUUAAAUUGAAUCGUGUACUGUAUUACCUUACAAUACUGGUGAAAACAAAUCAAGCAACUCAGGAUUCCGAAACAAUAAAAUUAUUACCAUUAUUUAAGUAUACAAAACCGAGAUUGCUCAUGCUUGAGACAAUAUAUACCGAGUUACAAGCACUACUAACUGAGUUUCAUGUGGAUCAGUCAGCUAAUGGUUCAGGAGAUAGAACAUGAAGAUCAUGAAAAUCAAAACUGGAAAAGUUGUGAGAGGAUAUUUUAAGACAAAUUGGAGAUUCAACCUAAGUUUUUUAUGGAUGAUUAUUAACUGCACCUGCUUAUUCUAACUUUAUAAGUAGAUGGGGGCACCGGUGGAGGAUGAUAGGAUGAGCAUGAAGUCAGGUCCAUGAGCACAUCAUGAAUUUACCGUUAAACUGGCCAAUGGGGUCGGACUCUGUUAUUAACAGUCCCUUCACCUGCCAUGAUUAAUAAAUUGAUUGCUAAGACUAUAGUUAGGAUAAGCCUAAACGUAAUAAAUACAUAAAGCAAGAUGCCUUAGGUCGCGUGCAUUAUUCAUAUAACUUCUAUACUUGAUGCCUUUAUGUUAAAUAACCAAAAAUAAUAGUUAUGCAAUAGUAUGAUGAAAAUGAUAGGUAUUACAUCUACACUACUACAGUGAAAUCCUUGAAGCACAUGUUUUAAUGGAACACUGUAUUAUUUUUUCAUUUCAGUAACUUUUGAGCUACAAUUCAUACAAAAUUAUAAAUAGUUGUUACCUUAUUACAUCUGCAUUUUUUUAUACAAGACUGCGUACAUAUCUCAGGAUAAAAUCUGCUCGUCAAAUUUAUGAUUUAUCUAUCCGUUUAAUUGUGAAAAGCUAAAAAAUACAUAGUAAAUAAAGUAGUUAUAUUUAAGAAUAUGCUGCAUUCCAUAUUUAAGGGACAUUAGAAAUUAAAAUUGUUAAUUGUUAUUUAUUUUAGUUUUAUAGUUAUGGUGUAUCGUUAUUUGCCAUUUUUAUUGUAAAUAUUUACUUGGUUGGAAAAUAAAUAUUGUAACAU